This is a messenger RNA of Daldinia decipiens, 1440 nucleotides long. RefSeq names its product Clavaminate synthase-like protein. The transcript is spliced from 2 exons. Gene Ontology annotation, molecular function: dioxygenase activity. Lineage: Eukaryota; Fungi; Ascomycota; Sordariomycetes; Xylariales; Hypoxylaceae. The coding region runs from base 295 to 1389 and encodes 364 amino acids. The record is from RefSeq and is a predicted model, not a curated record.
AAUCCCAUGCGAGAAUCAAAACAGGAUUGAAUAAGUGACAUCUGGGAUGCGGAUGGAUAAAUGACAAAAGGCAGUGUGGGGGAGGGGGAAGUUACAUCGGACUUCCCAAGAUUAUGGAGGAUAAAGCUCCGAUAACGUCUUCAUCGUCAUCGCCUGUCUAUAAAGUAGAAGGGGUCGGGAGCUGGCGAGUGACAAGAUGAAUACCUAGGAACCUCGAAAGCUGUCCUUGUCUCUAUCGACCUCGACGACCCUAACUCACAUCUCACCUAUCCCGCAGCUAACAGACGAAUCACAAUGGCCAUCUCAACCGAUGUUCCCCAGACCGUGGAGUGGAACGGGAAGAAGGUCCCGGUCUACCCCAUGGAGAUCAUCGACUUCUCGAAGCUGCUCUCCCAAGAGCCGGCCGAGAUCGAGAGGCUAGUUAGCUGCUGCCAGGAAACGGGAUACUUCUACCUGGACCUGCGAGGCAUUGACGGCCGCAGGAUGCUCGAGGACCAGCAAGACACGCUGAAGCUCAUGUACCGCUUCUUCGAUGCUCCUCUUGAGGCCAAGAACGAGUUCGGUCUUGUCGCACCGCAUCUCGGAUACGAGCCCGUUGGCUCGCGUACCGGUGUCCUCGAGAACACCAAGGACGGCUACGAGAUGAUCAAGGUCUCCCGCGACGAGAUCCAGAAGGACAGCCCACACCUACCAGCCGUCAUCAAGAACAGCCCCGACAUGAAGGUCCUCGAGCACGCCAUCGCCGGCGCCAACAUCGCCACCAAGACGAUCCUAUCAGCUCUUUCCACCGGCCUCGGCCUCACCGGCGCCUCGCGCUUCGAGAACACGCACCGCAACGACCGACCCUCGACCAGCACGAUCGCCAUGAUGCACUACAUCCCCUCCGACCCCACGGCCAAGAACAUCGGCCACCAGAAGCACACCGACAUCAGCUCGCUAACCUUCCUGUUCGCCGAGCAGUGGGGUCUGCAGGUACGCCCCCCCGGAGCCAAGGAGUUCGGCUUCGUCGAGCCCAAGGCCGGCAUGGCCGUCAUCAACGUGGGCGACUCUCUGCGCUUCGCCAGCGGCCACACCAUGCAAUCCUGCAUCCACCGCGUCGUGCCCCUCGACCCCACCGAGCACCGCUACUCCAUCGCCUACUUCCUGCGCGCCGAGAACGACGUCGUGUUCACCGACAGCGAGGGCCGCCUCAUCACCGCCGGCCAGUGGCACGACGAGAAGUUCUUCGCCUUCACCAGCCCCCCCGAGAUCCAGGCCCUAGCCCCUAGCUCCAUGAUCCUCGGCGGCAUGCCCGAGGAGGACGAGCCCGUCGAGGCCGCCGCGUCCAAGGAUGCCCCUAGCCCGGUUGUCGGCGCCGCUACGCUCGGCGAGUCCGUCCAGGUGUACUAGGUUGCUUAAAUCAAGUGGCUUGUCGCCUCUCGAGCCGAAGGCUUCUAAAGA